This is a messenger RNA of Rotaria sp. Silwood2, 330 nucleotides long. Lineage: Eukaryota; Metazoa; Rotifera; Eurotatoria; Philodinida; Philodinidae. The record is from the annotation of a GenBank genome assembly.
AUGUUCACAACUCUUCUUAUAUUAGCUUCUUGCUACUCAUUAAUAGGAUCCUUAUCUAUUGAUCCCAGCUCAAACAAGAGAUAUAUUGAUGGUACUCAAUAUACAAUAAACAAUAUUGAUACAACAUAUACACAACGUGUUUCUCAUGAUGGUUUAUGUAGUGUACAACUAUAUGAAGAAUCUAAAAUGUUAAGUGAAGGUGAAAUAAUAAAAAUAAAAGGCAAAUGGUUUAAAGUUGAAGGAUGUCGAUUAAAUCGAGCAUAUCCGGUAGCAUGUGGUUCAAAAUUAUUUUAUCAACUACGUGAUUUAAGUUGUUCAUUUAUUGAAUAA